Peniophora sp. CBMAI 1063 is the source of this 1596-nucleotide messenger RNA. The record is from the annotation of a GenBank genome assembly. NCBI's taxonomy places the organism in Eukaryota, Fungi, Basidiomycota, Agaricomycetes, Russulales, Peniophoraceae.
AUGCUGUCGAAUGAUAUUGAUGCACUCCGUACUCUUGUCGCUCGCUCCAGCCGACGACUCAACCGUUUACGAUGUCCUCUCUUGCGCCUGCCGCCGGAGAUUGUACGGUUGAUCAUCGAUCUCGUCGUUGACUGGGUCGUCAGAGAGCAUGGUCGUACGAAGAUGUGGAUGGCGCUCGGACAUGUGUGUCAUGACCUUCGGCUCAACCUUCUGAGUAUGCCCGUGCUCUGGGGAAGCCAAGCCUUUGCAUGGGAUGUCAUCGCCAAUGAGAGAUUUCUGGAGCGGGCGCAUGGCACCCCAAUCAAGAUAUUUCUCAGCUACUACUCUCGGGAAUCCCUUUGGGAGCUCGCCGCGCGACACGUCCAUCAGGCACAAGCUAUCGAGGCCACAGGCCGCGCGUCGAUUGGAACCAUCAUCCACGAGUUACACCGCAAUCUCCCUCUCAUAGAAUCAAUGCACUUGAUGACCUCGUUUGACGGGUCCUCAGUCAUAUUAUUGCCACAGACCUUCUCAGCACCCAACCUACGGCACUUGCGCCUCUCAGACAUUUCGAUGGACUUCCGUGUACUUCGGUUCACCAAUCUCACAACACUCGGGCUACAUAUCUCGUACAGGCAUUCCACGCCUCCUUCGACCACGCACUUUUUUGACUUCCUAAGAUCCUGUGUCAAUCUUCGCGUACUGGCCCUUCGUGGCUGCAUCCCGAGUUGGGCAGAAGGCGACGAAGAAGAGCAGUUAAACCCCAUUUCUCUCCCAUGGCUCUCGGCGCUUGGACUAGCGCAGGACCGUACCUCCAUCAUUCGAUUCUGGAGAAUGAUCAACAUACCGCCCUCGACUUCCAUCACAAUCUCUUUCGACGACGCGCGAAUGGAGCUCGAUGCCAAUUCGUUCAUGACUCAAGUCGAAGAUACGAGAGUGUUCUUGAACCAUGUUCUAGCUGUUGACAAUCGUGCUCUGCCGCCGGUGUCAGCGCUGAAGAUAACAGCGGGUGAAGAUGAAGAUGAAGACGCAUUCUGGUUUCGCUUUCGACUCUACCGUGCUGAAUGUGGAAUAGGCGCUGCUUGUUCUCUGGACAAGUCGCCUUCAAAGUGGUCAUGUGUCUCCUCGUUCGAAAUGACCCUUGACGAAUGGACGGGACGAGAGCUUGCGAAUGCCGUGGCGUGCUUCGCUUCUAUAUUCAAGCUCUCCCAAAUCUCACUGCUCUCCCUUGAUGGCGAUGACAUCAAUGGUUAUCUUCAAGUCCACGGCCUGGAUCCUUUAUACGUGCCGUUCCGGGCAGUUCAAACCCUCCAUCUGGGACAUUGCAGAGAUCCUGAGGCAUUCAUGCUCCUGGGUGGCUUUCCCCACGCUGCCAACCCAUCUCCGCCGCCUUGCCCCGCACUUCAGAACUUAUACCUAUCAUCGGACCAUGAUUUCCUGGUCGAUGUGGAUGGUCCUGAUUACUUCCCGCCAAUGUGCCGCCCAUUGGGCGAGAUGCUGAAGAAGCGUGACGCGUGUGGACAUCGCGUCACAAAUCUGGAUCUCGACUUCGGCGAGAUAUCAACAUCGGAGUACUUUUAUCUCCUCCGCUUCGUGGACGGGUUGUGCACUCAUUAG